Molecule: messenger RNA, 2317 nt
Organism: Xiphophorus hellerii (green swordtail)
Lineage: Eukaryota; Metazoa; Chordata; Actinopteri; Cyprinodontiformes; Poeciliidae
Product: retinoblastoma-associated protein-like
Exons: 10
Coding region: 133-1227 (364 amino acids)
Biological process (GO): neuron projection development; cell morphogenesis involved in neuron differentiation; regulation of transcription by RNA polymerase II
Cellular component (GO): chromatin; Rb-E2F complex; nucleus
Molecular function (GO): RNA polymerase II transcription regulatory region sequence-specific DNA binding
Source: RefSeq, a predicted model, not a curated record
UCACAUGCAGGAAGAUUUUAGAGCAGCACUGUAAUUAGACUUUCUCCUUUAAAUGAACUGGUGUGAGAUACAUUAAUCAAUGUGGAGAGCAGCGAUUCUUUGCAUGAACAAGAUGCACAAAGUUGAAGGUAAAUGUCUGUGUCUUUGCAGGGCUCUCCGCUGUUUGAGCUUCUGAAACAGGAGCAUGCGAGCGCAGCAGCGGAGCCGGUGGAGACUCCAGCCAGUUUCAGCCAGCCGCUGCAGCACAGCCACACCGCCGCGGACCUAUAUCUCACACCAACACGCCCAGGCUCGCGGGUCUUGCCUCCUGAUUCCCCGGCCACGCCUCCCCAGCAGCCCGCUGCUUCUCAGUCCACCUCCCAGGCGCCCUGCCAAGCUCCGAGGCAGCCAAAGUCUAACUCCCUCAGUCUCUUCUAUAAAAAAUUGUACCGCCUGGCCUAUACAAGGCUAAAGACUCUCUGCUCAUAUCUGCUGUCCUCUCACCCUGAACUGGAGCCCAUAAUAUGGACCCUGUUUCAGUACACCCUGCAGCAUGAGUAUGAGCUGAUGAGAGACCGCCACCUGGACCAGCUGAUGAUGUCGGCCAUGUACGCCAUAUGCAAAGUGAAGAGUGUCGAUCUGCGCUUCAAGUCCAUCGUUUCGGCCUACAAGAACAUGACAAACACCAACCAGGAGACCUUUAAGAACGUGCUGAUCACCGAGGGCCACUAUGACUCCAUUAUUGUCUUCUACAACCAAGUGUUCAUGCAGAAGUUAAAAACGAAUAUCCUGCAACAUGCGUCCAUCAGGCCGCCUCCCCUUUCUCCAAUUCCACAAAUUCCUCGCAGCCCAUACAAGUUACCCAACUCUCCUCUGCGUGUGCCUGGGAGCAACAACGUCUACAUCUCCCCUUUGAGAAGCUCCCGCAUGUCCCCGGGUAUCAUGACUCCUCGCUCCAGAAUGUUGGUGUCCAUUGGUGAAUCAUUUGGACUGGGCAAUCGCUUCCAGAAGAUCAACCAGAUGGUCAACAGUGAACGCUCCCACAAGAGAACGAUGGACCAAAGCGCCGCCAUCAAGCCUCUGAAGAAGCUGCGCUUUGACGUGGACGGGCAGGAUGAAGCAGACGGCAGCAAACCUGGAGGGGAUUCGACCCUGAUACAGAAACUUACAGAGAUGAGCUCCACUUGGAGUCGCAUGCAUGAGCAGAAGAUGAAGGAGGAGCCCGAAACGAGGGACGAGCCACAGUAAAGCCUGCCAGGCCCACCUGCACUGUUUGUCACUAACACUUCUGUUAGUUCACACAUUAAGUGGAACAUGCAGCUUCUCUGUACAUUUAAUAAUGUGUUUUAGUUUUUAUUUAACUUUGAGGAUGCGGAAGACUUUCUUCGCUUUUUGUGUUUAGGCUUGAAGUAAUUUUUAUUACAGGAUUUUUAUUGUUCUUUGGACUUUGAUAUUUCCAAAGAACAUUUUUUUGGUUUUAGGAGUGUUAUUAGUUAUUUCUCGUUGAGGAAGUCAUUGUUUCUCCUCAUGGAUCUUCAGUAUAUCAACACAUGAUGGGUUUUUUUUAUAUAGCAAAAGCCUUAAUUAUGAUUCAACAUUUCUAGUGUUAAAUCAUGGCUAUUGUCUACACAGUAGGAGUAAAUUUUUUGGUUUUCUUUUUUUUUUUUCCAAUCAAAUCCUAACAUGGGAAAACUGGACACAGCGGGGGCGUUUCAGAUGGCCAAUAUGGAUCACUGGCCGGGGUGGUAUUCUGUCAAGGGGGAGCACAAACACACAGAAAUAAAAAAAAGAUUAUUUCAGUCUACAUUUUUGCACCAAACAAGUUUCUACACUCAUAUUUUCUAAAACACUGAUUUUUGAUUUGUGAAAUCCAUAGGAUGCAGAAGGAGUAGCUUACCCAGGGUGUGGCAUUCAUAUUAUACACAACAGGAAGUCAGCCAUGAUGAACAAAGGACACAAAAUAUUUCUUUGUGGCCUGAAAUAUAAAAUUUUCUAAUGGUUGUUUUUUUAAAAAUUAUUCUUAAAACAAUACGGAUCAAAUGCAAAAAUCUCCAAUAUGAUUUAAACUCUUGUAUUAGUUUUUACACUUGUAAUUUUGGGGAAUAGAAGUAAAAGAUCCAGAAAAGGUGAGAAGUUCAUCACUGAUCAUGUGUAGCAAGAACAUUGAGCAGUACGUUGUGUAACGAUAAAUGUGUUUAUAGUCUAAUCUAUUUAGUAGAUUCCACCAAAUCAAAUGUAAGAAAACAUCCGUCAUGUUCUGACUCUGUCUGUUUUUCAGUUGUUGAAAGCAGUUUUUUCUUCUGCUGUUGCAAGAUUGUUAAACUGAUUAUUGGAAAAA